Messenger RNA from Carassius carassius (crucian carp), 1555 nucleotides. It is a transcript of the gene serpina10b, whose product is annotated as serpin peptidase inhibitor, clade A (alpha-1 antiproteinase, antitrypsin), member 10b. The record is from RefSeq and is a predicted model, not a curated record. The coding region runs from base 596 to 1465 and encodes 289 amino acids. Gene Ontology annotation, molecular function: serine-type endopeptidase inhibitor activity. Gene Ontology annotation, biological process: negative regulation of endopeptidase activity. The transcript is spliced from 2 exons. Lineage: Eukaryota; Metazoa; Chordata; Actinopteri; Cypriniformes; Cyprinidae.
AUCACAAUAAUCCACAGCACUCCAGUCCAUCAGUGAACAUCUGGAGAAGACAAAAGCUGAAACACAUCCAGCAUUAAGAUGAUUUUAACUCCUAAUCUGAUCCCUGGGAUGUUACAGUUCUCCAAAUCUGUUCCCAUGAAGAAACAAACUCAUCCUAAUCUUGGAUGAAAUGAGGAUGGUAAAGUACUGAAGAUGUCAUCAGAAGUGAAACUCAAGCCGUGUGAAUGACCUGAUGAUCUGUUCCAGACAGAACUCAGUGUUUGAUUGUUAAUAGAUAAUCUCUGAUGCACACUGAACUUUGUCUCUGCAAACACUCACAACACAACAGACUCGGCAGCCCGUCAGUGAGUAUGAAUCUGACUGCAUGUGUGUAUUUAGUUCAUAUUUUCAGAUCUCAGGUCUGGUUUUAUUGUUUAGUGUUUGUUGCUUUCAAUACUAAUGGAUUUUCUUCAGUAACGAGUGAAGAAUGAUGAAUUCUGGGUCUCUGUGUGUAUAAUAUGAAGCAACGUGUCUCUAACAUAAUGAUAACUCAAUAGAAGCUGUUUUUAUGUUUUGUAUCUUCAGGUCCAGGGAUUUUUAAAUAAACGAUAAUAAAAUGGAGUUAAGAGUGCUGUUCACCCUCGUUUAUUCGUCUGGUUUUCUGUGCGUCCUUAAAAGCCAAGAGCCCAAAGCUCCUGAUGUCACGGAUCUGGCCUUCAAAAAUAUUGACUUCGCCAUGAACCUCUACCGCAAGAUAUCAAGCUAUCAUGACAAAAACAUCUUCUUCUCACCGCUGAGCGUUUCCACGUCUUUCGCCACGCUCUUACUGGCCGCCAAGGGCUCGACACACAGUCAGAUCCAGAAGGGACUGAAUCUGGACUCUCUGGACGGGACAGGACACGCCACGCUCAUCCCACAGCUCUUUGAGCAGCUGCAGAAGAACAUCUCACAGGACGGAAAACUGCACAUGGAGCAGGGCACGGCUCUCUUUGUGGACGAGCGCUUUAACGUGGAGACAGUCUUCAGCGAUCAGAUCAAGACCUUCUUCGGUGCCGAUGUGAACAACGUGGAUUUCAGCAAGCCGGAGCUCAGCAAGAGCACCAUCAACGAGUAUGUGAGCAGGAAGACGGGCGGCAAAGUGAGCGAGAUGGUGUCGAGCAUCGAGCCGCUGACGCAGAUGAUGCUCCUCAACACCAUUUUCUUCCAGGGUGAGUGGGAUCGUCCCUUCAACCCCAACAGCACAGAAAUGAGUCGCUUCUAUGUGGACAAGUACAACAUCGUUCAGGUGCCCAUGAUGGUGAAGGAGGACAGGUUCUCCACGGCUGAAGACCGUGAGCUGCGCGCUCGAGUGCUGCGUCUGCCGUACCGUGGUGGAGCGGCGCUGCUCAUCCUCCUCCCCGACGCCACGGCCGACUACACCGUCAUCGACGACGAGAUCAGCGCCGAGCGAUUCUACAGCUGGAUCAAACACAUGAGGAGCAUGUGAGGCACACUUCAUCCGGGGCGCACUGUAUGAGUCCUCUGGUCCCAGGCCAAAAGCUGUCGUCGUUGCUCGCUAGUUUGACAUGUGCACCAA